This is a messenger RNA of Aspergillus nomiae NRRL 13137, 1095 nucleotides long. Its product is annotated as glycoside hydrolase family 28 protein. The coding region runs from base 1 to 1095 and encodes 364 amino acids. The record is from RefSeq and is a predicted model, not a curated record. Gene Ontology annotation, biological process: pectin catabolic process. Lineage: Eukaryota; Fungi; Ascomycota; Eurotiomycetes; Eurotiales; Aspergillaceae. Gene Ontology annotation, molecular function: polygalacturonase activity. Gene Ontology annotation, cellular component: extracellular region. The transcript has 3 exons.
AUGCAGCUUCUCCAAUCUUCCGUCAUUGCCGCUACUGUCGGCGCUGCGCUGGUCGCCGCAGUCCCUGUGCCCGAGCUUGAAGCCCGCGACUCCUGUACUUUCACCUCCGCUGCCGACGCCAAGUCGGGUAAGACCUCUUGCUCGACCAUCACUCUGAGCAACAUUGAGGUCCCCGCUGGCGAAACCCUUGAUCUGACGGGCCUCAAAGAGGGCACUACUGUCAUUUUUUCGGGUGAAACUACCUUUGGCUACAAGGAGUGGGAGGGCCCUCUCAUUUCCGUCUCUGGCACCAACAUCAAGGUCCAACAGGCCUCUGGUGCCAAGAUUGACGGAGACGGAUCCCGCUGGUGGGAUGGAAAGGGUGGAAAUGGUGGAAAGACCAAGCCCAAGUUCUUUUCUGCCCACAAGCUGGACUCUUCUUCCAUCACCGGCCUCAAGAUCUACAACACCCCCGUCCAGGGCUUCAGCAUCCAGUCGGACAACCUGAACAUCACUGAUGUAACCAUCGAUAACUCCGCUGGUACCGAAGAAGGCCACAACACCGACGCCUUUGACAUCGGCUCUAGCACCUAUAUUAACAUUGACGGUGCCACCGUGUACAACCAGGAUGACUGUCUUGCCAUUAACUCUGGCUCGCACAUCACCUUCACCAACGGCUACUGUGAUGGUGGCCAUGGCCUCUCCAUCGGCUCCGUUGGUGGGCGUAGCGACAAUACUGUCGAAGACGUGACCAUCUCCAACUCUAAGGUUGUAAACUCCCAGAACGGUGUCCGUAUCAAGACCGUCUACGAUGCCACCGGUACUGUCUCCAACGUCAAGUUCGAGGAUAUCACCCUUUCCGGUAUCACCAAGUACGGACUCGUUGUUGAGCAGGAUUACGAGAAUGGCAGCCCCACUGGUACCCCAACCAACGGUAUCAAGGUCUCGGACAUCACCUUCGAGAAGGUUACCGGCACCGUGGAGAGCGACGCUACUAAUAUCUACAUUCUCUGUGGAUCUGGCAGCUGCACUGACUGGACUUGGUCGGGUGUCUCCAUCACCGGUGGUAAGGCUAGCUCCAAGUGCAAGAACGUUCCUACUGGUGCUUCUUGUUAA